CCCGGCAGCGGGGGAGCCGGGGGCCGGUCGCGGGCCCCGCAGCGGCGGUCGCGGCGGCAGGAUGAUCAAGCUGUUCUCGCUGAAGCAGCAGAAGAAGGAGGAGGAGUCGGCGGGCGGCACCAAGGGCAGCAGCAAGAAGGCGUCGGCGGCGCAGCUGCGGAUCCAGAAAGACAUAAACGAACUGAACCUGCCCAAGACGUGCGACAUCAGUUUCUCAGACCCCGAUGACCUCCUCAACUUCAAGCUGGUUAUCUGUCCCGAUGAGGGCUUCUACAAGAGCGGGAAGUUUGUGUUCAGUUUUAAGGUGGGCCAGGGUUACCCGCAUGACCCCCCCAAGGUGAAGUGUGAGACGAUGGUCUAUCACCCCAACAUUGACCUCGAGGGCAACGUCUGCCUCAACAUUCUCAGAGAGGACUGGAAGCCGGUCCUUACGAUAAACUCCAUAAUUUAUGGCCUGCAGUAUCUCUUCUUGGAGCCCAACCCUGAAGACCCCUUGAACAAGGAGGCCGCCGAGGUCCUGCAGAACAACCGGCGCCUGUUCGAGCAGAAUGUGCAGCGCUCCAUGCGGGGAGGCUACAUCGGCUCCACCUACUUCGAGCGCUGCCUGAAAUAGGGUCGGCGCACACCCGCCCCUGCCAGGGCCACCAGCCCCGGCGUCUCCUGCGAAUAUUUAUUGGGGCCACGGGUGGGGGCGUGAGGCGGCCUGCGGUGGAAGCCCAUGCCCUGGCCUGGUCUCCUCUCCCUUCCACCCGCUCCUCCUCGUUAUUUUUUUUUAAACCACCGUGUGAUUAAGGUCGGCGCAGCCUUCCCCAACCUUCUCGGCGACGGGAAAUGAAUUGGCUUGCCUAGCGUCCAGCCCCCCAUUCCGGCCUCUGGGAUGGGGGCGAGGGCCCAGCCCCCCAGCCCUCCAUCCCUGGAGGUCCCACCAGGCUAUUAAAGGGGAAUGUUACUGCAU
Messenger RNA from Suncus etruscus (white-toothed pygmy shrew), 955 nucleotides. RefSeq names its product ubiquitin conjugating enzyme E2 M (gene UBE2M). The coding region runs from base 62 to 613 and encodes 183 amino acids. Lineage: Eukaryota; Metazoa; Chordata; Mammalia; Eulipotyphla; Soricidae. The transcript has 6 exons. The record is from RefSeq and is a predicted model, not a curated record.